ACGAGCAGAACAACAACAAAUAUACAUAUUAAUUAAUUGAAGCAGCUGCAGAUUUCUUUAACAAUUAUGAUGGAUAAUUCGGAGCAACCUCAAAGGCAGCAAAAUUCGUUAGCUGGUUUGCCACCACUGCCAAAAAGUCUGAGUGCAGCGGCUGCCACUGCAAUUGGACAUGUUCAAGGUCAAGGUCAUGGACAUGCACAUGCACGUGGUCACACUCCCGGUCACAGUCACAGUCAUGGACAUGUGCGCUCGCACACAUCCUCGCCAGCUGCGUCGGUGGGCGCCUUAACGGCCGCCACGGGGGAUCUGUAUCUGGGACCAUCCACCUCGUCGGCGGCACGCAAUCGCAACUACAAUGGCCAUGGACGACAUGGCAGUCUGUCGUCCACACAGGAGUCCCUCAGCGAUCGCGAGAGCGUGCACAGUCGUGCCUCGUCGACGCACAGCGCCAGCGGCAGCACGGCCACGCCUACAAACACAAACAACGCGUCCAGCACAAUUGACAACCAGCUGGCGAUAUUACGCCGUGAAAUGUACGGACUGCGUCAGCUGGAUUUGUCGCUGCUAUCGCAAUUGUGGGCACUGAACGAAUCGAUACAGGGAUUCCGUGUAUUCCUGCAGGAGCAGGAGGCUCUGUCGCCGCCAUCGCGUUCCCGCACGCCCUCCGAUGCCAACUCACUGUCGUCCGACGAGGAUGAUGGCACCUAUGCGCCAGUUGCGCUGCCCAAGCUCCAUGCACCGCCGGCUGCCAUGACAAUGGCGGCAUCAUUGGCAUCGCCAGCGGUCAGCGUGGGAUUGCCCACGAAAUUGGCCACCGGCUCAACCACAUCGCAUGCCUCGACCAGCUCCACAUCGGGUGCAUCGGGAUCCUCGUCGGCAGCCUCCUCCAUGGGCAAACAUCAUCAUCACCAGCAACAACAGCAGCAACAGCAACAACAACAGCAGCUGCCACAUUAUCAUCAACAUACCAUCAUCAUCGUUCUGGCGCCACCAGCGCCGCCGGCUCAGCACAAGGCGCAUCCGCAGCUGCCGCGCAUCUUGCAACAACGCAUGCGACAUGCACCACCGCCUCCUCCACCCACAAGACCCAGCGGCGGUGCAAGCAGCAGCAGCAGCAAUCACAGCAUCAGCAGUGUCACCCAACAACAACAACAGCUGCAUCCGCAUCACCAAAGGAACGUAUGACAAAACCCGUUCUUGGAUUAAUUAUACAACCAAGUAUAGUUUAUCCAAGAACAACUGCAAAUGGGAAACACACACAUUUCACAAAUGUCAAUUGCACAUUUAUGCAAAAGUCAAUUUACAAUGCGGCAGUUGAUGGCGUUAAUGGCCACGCCCCACCUCCAACCGCCUCCCAAAACCUAAAUACAUACAUACAUUGUAGACAUCAUAGACAUCCAAGCUUGCCAUUUGUUCCAUAUUUCGUUCUAGAUUUUUACAUAUUUAGAGAAUCGAAAUUGUAUUCAAUAAUAAUCUUUAAAAAUAGUUAAGGAUGAGAUCCUUCAAUAAGUACUACAUUAUAUCGAAUAUUUAUAUAUCUAUAUAUAAUCUAUUUGUAUAUUAUGCGCAAAACUAUGAAAAAAACAAACAUUUAUUGCUGCUUAAAAAAUGAAAUAGGUACAUUAACAUUUUGCAUCGAAAUUAAAAAAAAUAACACUAGGGAAUUUUUCGUUUGCCGAAUUCUUCUCUUCGAUAUUUCAUUGAUAAUGAUGAUGAUGUUCAAAUUUAAUGAAUUGAAAAUGAUAUGAUAGCAAGCACAUAACGAAUAAUUAGUUAAAUUACUUAUUGUACUAUUUGAACAUAUUCUAUACAAUUGAAAUCUAAGUAAACAUAUUCACUCAUUAGCAUUAACCAAAACUAAACUCUUGGCCUAAUACAUUAAAAUUAUCUAUAUCCAUAAUCAUA
Molecule: messenger RNA, 1905 nt
Organism: Drosophila innubila
Lineage: Eukaryota; Metazoa; Arthropoda; Insecta; Diptera; Drosophilidae
Product: midnolin homolog
Source: RefSeq, a predicted model, not a curated record